Messenger RNA from Xenopus tropicalis (tropical clawed frog), 1810 nucleotides. RefSeq names its product methionyl aminopeptidase 2 (gene metap2). Gene Ontology annotation, molecular function: initiator methionyl aminopeptidase activity; metalloaminopeptidase activity; metal ion binding. Lineage: Eukaryota; Metazoa; Chordata; Amphibia; Anura; Pipidae. Gene Ontology annotation, biological process: proteolysis. The record is from RefSeq and is marked provisional. Gene Ontology annotation, cellular component: cytoplasm.
UAAGAUGGCGGGUUUAGUAGUAAAGCUGCAGAGCCCCGAAUUGGAGGAGGAAGAUGGGGAAAAACACUUGAACGGAGAGGUGGAAGAGGAUGAAGCCGCCAUACCUGGAGAGAACAGCGUGAGCAAGAAGAAGAGAAAAAAGAAGAAGAAGAACAACGCCAAAACAGGGCAAGAUGCUGAAAAAGACUUGGGGGCUACGGCCACAGCCACUGAGGAAAUAACAACACAGCUUGAGAAACAGACUUUGGACAAUAAAGAAAAAGAUGAGGAUGAAGAAGAUGGUGAAGGUGAUGCUGAUGGAGCAGCUGGGAAAAAGAAGAAAAAGAAGAAGAAGAAGAAAGGCUCCAAAUCACAGACCGAUCCACCCUCUAUUCCAAUAUCUGAACUCUAUCCAAGUGGAGUGUUUCCAAAAGGACAGGAGUGCGAGUACCCUGCAACACAAGAUGGACGAUCUGCAGCUUGGAGAACAACAAGUGAAGAGAAAAAAGCUAUGGAUCAAGCUAGUGAGGAAAUCUGGACUGACUUCAGACAGGCAGCUGAAGCUCAUAGACAAGUGAGGAAAUAUGUGAUGAGCUGGAUAAAGCCCGGAAUGACAAUGAUUGAAAUAUGUGAAAAACUUGAGGACUGUUCUCGCAAGCUGAUAAAGGAAAAUGGUCUGUACGCUGGACUUGCAUUCCCCACAGGCUGUUCCCUGAAUAACUGUGCGGCCCACUACACUCCUAAUGCAGGGGAUCCAACAGUGUUGCAAUAUGAUGAUGUCUGCAAAAUUGACUUUGGAACACACAUUAAUGGACGUAUAAUAGACUGUGCUUUUACAGUCACCUUCAAUCCAAAAUAUGACAAGUUGCUAGAAGCUGUCAAAGAUGCCACCAACACUGGAAUAAAGUGUUCAGGUAUAGAUGUGCGUCUCUGUGAUGUUGGUGAGGCAAUUCAAGAGGUUAUGGAGUCAUAUGAGGUUGAAAUUGAUGGCAAAACAUAUCAAGUAAAACCGAUUCGAAACCUAAAUGGCCACUCCAUUGGACCAUACAGAAUUCAUGCUGGCAAAACAGUGCCUAUUGUGAAAGGGGGAGAAGCAACAAGAAUGGAGGAAGGAGAGGUGUAUGCAAUAGAAACAUUUGGUAGCACUGGAAAAGGAGUAGUUCAUGAUGAUAUGGAGUGUUCCCACUAUAUGAAGAACUUUGAUGUGGGGCAUGUGCCAAUAAGACUUCCCAGAGCAAAACACUUGCUGAAUGUCAUUAACGAGAACUUUGGUACUCUGGCGUUCUGCCGCAGAUGGCUGGACCGUCUUGGAGAGAGCAAAUACCUAAUGGCCCUGAAGAACCUGUGUGAUUUGGGUAUAGUAGACCCUUACCCACCUCUUUGUGAUAUGAAAGGGUCAUACACAGCACAGUUUGAGCACACAAUAUUACUGCGCCCCACCUGCAAAGAAGUUGUGAGCAGAGGAGAUGACUAUUAAACCUAAUCCUCAGUGUCUUUCUGAAUGAUUUUGUCACGCAAAAUGCACAAGAUUAAUUGGAAUAUGUCUUUCUAAAAAACAGACAUAUGUGAUAUUUUCCAUAUUUGGAAUGGAAAAAACCAUAAUUAAAGACAUAGCUUUACUAACAAUCUGACUGGGUUCACUUUCAGGCCUCUACAAGACAAGGGGCAAUUUUUGAUCUGUCCUACUUAUUCCUAUUGGUUCAGGAGAACACCUGAUAACAGCUAAAUUGUGUUUUUAAAGGCCCCAAAUUUGAGGCUUUUGAAAUAUUUAUAUUCAGCUAUUGCAACGGGUUUCUUUCUUUAUUUCUGCAAAUAAAAGUAUUCAAUUUUA